GUCUUGCAUUAUUUGUCGAUACAGUGAAACACAUGGAAUAAAUUAAUGUUUAUUAUGUUUCCUCAAUUAAUAACGCUUGCGGAACACAUUUAAACUGUGGAAAUAGUGUUUGGUUUAUCAUCUUUGUACGCCACACAUACUGCGUUUUUCGUGCGCAGCGUUGUUUACUUCGGGAUACUUAGUGAGGAAGAGCAUAUGAAAACUUAAAACUCUAAAAAGAAACAACCAAUGAAUUCCUGUUUAAUGUUUCACAACGAGUGAGCAAGUAGAUUAAGGACAAGCAGGAUCAUUUUAUUAUACCAGUAAGCAGCAAAAUGGACAUGAACAAUAAACCCACGUUUGAUCCUAAAGAGCACCAGCAUUUAAGGUACAAUCCUCUGCGGGAUUCAUGGGUUUUGGUCUCGGCCCAUCGGAUGAAGCGUCCAUGGAAAGGACAGGUGGAGAAACCGCCAGAGGAUGACAUCCCACGGCAUGACCCAAACAACCCUCUGUGUCCUGGCAGUGUGAGAGCUAAUGGAGAGCUGAAUCCGGAGUAUGACAGCACAUUCAUGUUUGACAAUGAUUUUCCAGCUCUUCAGCCUGAUGCUCCAGACCCCGGUUCGGAUCAUCACCCUCUUUUCUUGAGCAAAGCAGCCAGAGGCGUUUGUAAGGUCAUGUGUUUCCACCCCUGGUCUGACAUCACCCUCCCCCUGAUGCAGCCUGCAGAGAUCCGCAAAGUGAUUGACAAGUGGGCAGAUCUGACCGUAGAGCUCGGUGCUGCAUACGCAUGGGUUCAGAUCUUUGAGAAUAAAGGAGCCAUGAUGGGCUGUUCAAACCCUCAUCCUCAUUGUCAGGUUUGGGCCAGUAAUUUUCUUCCGAACGAGGCGUCGUUGGCAGAGCGCUGUCAGAGAGACUUUCUGCAGAAGCACGGAGAGCCAAUGCUGGUGCAGUACGCUCGGAUGGAGGCACAAGCACAGGAGAGACUAGUGCUCGCUGUUUCAAAUUGGGAAAUUGUUGCGAAUUACUAUGUGCUUUAUUCACACCAGACAGUGCUAUUACCCGAAAGCAACAUCUUGACAAUAAAUUCAAUUAAAGUUGAUUUCUCCACAGGUCUGGCAUCCAUAAUGAAAAGACUCCUGACGAAAUAUGACAACCUCUUUGAGGUCUCCUUCCCCUAUUCAAUGGGAUGGCACGGAGCACCAACAGGAGGUCAUCUGAAUGAAGACAUGAGCCACUGGCAGCUUCAUGCUCACUAUUAUCCUCCUCUACUGCGAUCCGCAACCAUCCGCAAGUUUAUGGUUGGGUAUGAGAUGCUGGCUAAUGAACAGAGGGAUCUUACACCUGAACAGGCUGCAGAACAGUUAAGGAAGCUCAGCGAGGAACAUUAUAAGGUGAAGAAAGCAGAAGGUAAAAGCGGAGUGGAGAACUAAAAGACUGUGACCUGUCCACCACCUUCUGUGUCCAAUGGCCAGAUAAUGAGAACAUAAAACUGCAAGAAACAGAUGGAGCCAUUAGACGACUCAUCUGUUUUAGUGCAAAGAGUUGAAGAUUUCAACUAACUACUUUUUUCUUGUUUUCACAUUCAGGUUUAAAGUUAAAAUUGGCUCCCAAGUUUUCUGGUUAGGGCCCCCAAGGCCAAAGCAUAUAAGCUGGUAAUUGCUCUGUUGAAAGCCAAUGUGAUUUUUCAGAAAGAAGUUUGAAAUGACAAGUUGUAAAAUUUACAAUGUGCUGUUUCUAUAGAUAUAAUGACCUCUGUUUGUCCUCUAUGGGAAUUUUGGAAUUUAAAAUUAUGUUAAUACUUUCAAGGAAUAAAGCACAGACACUGA
This is a messenger RNA of Danio aesculapii, 1805 nucleotides long. RefSeq names its product galactose-1-phosphate uridylyltransferase (gene galt). The transcript is spliced from 14 exons. Gene Ontology annotation, molecular function: zinc ion binding; UDP-glucose:hexose-1-phosphate uridylyltransferase activity. Gene Ontology annotation, cellular component: cytoplasm. NCBI's taxonomy places the organism in Eukaryota, Metazoa, Chordata, Actinopteri, Cypriniformes, Danionidae. The record is from RefSeq and is a predicted model, not a curated record. Gene Ontology annotation, biological process: beta-D-galactose catabolic process via UDP-galactose, Leloir pathway. Bases 315 to 1409 code for a protein of 364 amino acids.